Molecule: messenger RNA, 3145 nt
Organism: Neltuma alba
Lineage: Eukaryota; Viridiplantae; Streptophyta; Magnoliopsida; Fabales; Fabaceae
Product: protein SMAX1-LIKE 3-like
Exons: 3
Coding region: 390-2882 (830 amino acids)
Source: RefSeq, a predicted model, not a curated record
CUUAAGCCUCCUAUAAACCUCCACGAACUCCUCUCUUCCCAGACUAGCUAAUAAUUAAGCUAUCUAUAUCACUCACUCUUCUUCUUUCUCCCCUUGUCAUCAAUAUUCAUGCAAGUUCUCGUUCAUCUCUAAUACUUCUGUUAGUUUCAGUCUCUUAUUGUGUAUACACAUAUCUAUCUCUCGUCCUCAAUAUCUGUUUGGCUUCCAAUCAUCAAAUCUCUCUCUCGAUCCCUCUCUCUUGUUGCACGUACAUGUUCUUGCUGUUGCAGAAGCAAACUAACAAGAAAAGCAAAACUAAUCACCUAUCUUGCUUCUGCUCUCUUGUUCUGCAUCUUUUUGUGAGCCGUUCUUGUUGUAAGUAGAUUCACAACUCGUCGAAGAAGAAGAAGAUGAGGGCAGGGAUUUGCAGCAUCCAGCUUCAGGCUCUCACACCGGAGGCAGCAAAUGUUGUGAAGCAAGCUGUGAGUCUAGCCACAAGGCGUGGCCACGCACAAGUGACUCCUCUCCACGUGGCAAGCGCCAUGCUUGCCACGUCCACUGGUCUUCUCCGAAGAGCUUGUUUACAAUGUCACUCUCACCCUCUCCAAUGUAAGGCCUUAGAGCUUUGCUUCAACGUUGCCCUCAAUCGCCUGCCUGCGUCCACACCCAGUCCUCUCUUGGGACCUCACUAUGGCAGCCAUUGUAAUUCCAGUAACACCCCUUCUCUUUCUAAUGCCCUGGUGGCUGCUUUCAAAAGGGCCCAGUCUCACCAGCGACGUGGCUCCAUUGAGACUCAAAACCAGCCCAUUCUUUCCCUCAAGAUUGAAGUAGAACAGCUUGUUAUCUCAAUUUUAGAUGACCCCAGUGUUAGUAGGGUCAUGAGAGAAGCUGGUUUCUCAAGUACACUCGUGAAAUCCAAGGUGGAACAAUCUGUUUCAGUUGAGGUUUCCUCUCAUCAGCAACAAAACACAACAGUUAAGUCUAAACCUCCUCCUCAAGUUGUCGGUCACUUUGAAGGGUCAUUAGUUUUAAAGCCUAUCAAGAGCGACAACGAUCAUAACAACAACAUUAAUAACCACGAUGAUGUUGAAACUGUGGCCAGUGAAGUUUUGAACAGGAGAAGGAAUGUGAUUGUUGUGAGUGAAAAUGUGGGCAGUGCUGAGGGGUUAGCAAGAGGAGUGAUGGAAAGGAUUGGGAAUGUUGUCCAAGUUGUGAGUAUUCCUCUUGUGUCUUUCAGAAACAUAAGGAAGGAGGAAGUGGAAAGGAAGAUUCUAGAACUAAGGUGUCUUCUGAAGAGCUAUAUAGGUAGAGGGGUUGUUUUGUAUUUGGGUGAUUUGAAAUGGUUGUUCGAAUUCUGGGAAAGCCAUUGUUGUAUUAACCAGCAAGAAAUGAUGAUGAUGAAGUCUUACUGCUCAGUGGAGCACAUGGUUAUGGAGGUGAAGAGGUUGGUUAGUGCAAAUAAUAUUGGUGGGGAGAUGAGUGGUAGGGUAUGCCUUAUGGGGAUUUCAACCUUCAAAACAUACAUCAAGUCUAAGACUAAUUGUAAACCUUCAUUAGAGACUCUUUGGGAGCUUUAUCCCUUCACAGUUCCUGUUCCCAGCCUCAGCUUGAGCUUAAACAUUCAAAGAGAUUUGGAAGCUCAUCAAGAUGGAUGUUAUGAAGAUGAAGGUGCAAGAGAAGUGAGAAAGAAUCUAACUUGUUGCAGAGAUUGCUCUAUGAGUUUUGAGAGAGAAGCUCAAAGCAUCAUUAACUCUAGCAGAUUAGCCAAGAAAGAGUCAUCCGCUACUACCACGUCUAUCUCUUCUACCUCACGUUUACCAACCUGGCUCCAAAAUUGCAAGGAAGAACAAAGAUACCAUCCAUUGGAUGAUCAGGACAAUGAGAGGCUGAGGGAAGUGUGCAAGAAAUGGAACUCCUUUUGCAGUACGGUUCACAGGCACAGUUGCAACAACAUACAGUUACUUUCUGAAGCAAACGAAGGCGCAGGAGGAGCAGCAAAAUCAGAAUGCGAGCUGUACACAUCAGACGACGUCGUUUGCUACGAAAGCAGCAACUUAAUAAUGUUCAUGCCAGACAAUAACAACAAGAAGCCAGAUCUUCUCUCAAACCCAAACUCCAGCCCCAACUCAGCUUCUUCAAGUGAAGCCAUGGAUGGCCUGGACAGCACCCACAUGUUCAAAGAGCUUAACGACGAGAAUCUCAGGAUUCUCUGUGAUGCCUUGGACAAAAAGGUAUCUUCUCAACGUAAACACGUUGUUCAUGAGAUUUCAAGCACUGUGCUUCGUUGCAGAUCAGGAAUAUCGUCGAGAGAACAUAGGAAAAAGAGACAGGACACGUGGAUGCUGUUUCUGGGCGGUGGUGAUUGUAAUGAAGAGAAAGAGAAUGUCUCAAGAGAGUUAGCUAAGACAGUGUUUGGUUCGUACACCAGCUUUAUCACCAUUAAUGGUUCUGCCAGCUGCUCUUUCUCCUCAGAUGAGAAGAUGAAGAAGAGAAAAAGAACAAUUGAUGAUGAUGACGAUGAGAGGAGUAACUGUCUGCAGAGAUUUGGAGAAGCAUUGAAUGAAAACCCUCAUAGGGUGUUCCUCAUGGAGGAUUUGGAUGAAGCUGACGAUGAAGUUUCUAGAAAGGGGAUUAAGGAAGCAAUUGAAAGGGGAAGUGUGAGACUUAAUGGUGAGUUGAUUCCUCUGAAGGAUGCCAUUGUCAUUCUGAGCUGUGAAAGAACCUGUGAUUCUUCUUCUCAUCGUCCGGAGAAGAAGAUCAAAGAUGAAAGUCUGUGUUUGGAUUUGAACAUAGCCAUUGAUGAUCAUGGAGAUUGCAGCAGAACUGGGAUUCUAGAACUCCUUGAUAAGCAGAUUAUUUUUAACACACAAGGAACUCUGAUAGGAUCAGAUCAGCAAAAUUAAUGUUAAUGUUUAAUUAAUUUGAUGAUACUUUUUCUUCUUUGUUUUCCUCCCCUUUUUUUUGUGUUAAGUUGUAUUGAUUUCAAGUUACUGAUGAUCUUGGUAGGGGAAAGAAAGACUUGAAAUGCAAGUUGUUAUAUCAAAUAUAGAUUUUAAUUAGGGAUAUGCCAUUGUGGAUAAGUUUAUGUAUUGUGAUCUUAUUCUGAAUGUAAUAUAUAUGUUGCGCCUGCAAUUUAAAUACCCAUAUUUUCUGGGAUUUUGUCCUU